This is a messenger RNA of Grus americana (Whooping crane), 1354 nucleotides long. RefSeq names its product FA complementation group F (gene FANCF). The transcript has a single exon. The coding region runs from base 30 to 1130 and encodes 366 amino acids. Gene Ontology annotation, cellular component: Fanconi anaemia nuclear complex. NCBI's taxonomy places the organism in Eukaryota, Metazoa, Chordata, Aves, Gruiformes, Gruidae. The record is from RefSeq and is a predicted model, not a curated record. Gene Ontology annotation, biological process: interstrand cross-link repair.
CGGUGGCGCCAAGGCCGCAGCUGUCCGCCAUGGAGGCCGUGCUGGAGCAGGUGGAGCAGCUGCCUGCGCUCCUGGCCGUCUCCCGCUCCACGAUGGUGCGGGACUGGGACUCCCUAACCCUGGACAGGGCUCUAGAGUGGGCCCGGUACUUUCAGCACCUCCACGACCGCUUCCGUACCCGGCCUCGGCUCCGGGAGGCCCUGGGGCGGCGGCUGCGGCGGGGUCAGCCGAGUCAUCUGCUCGGCUUCCCCCACUUGGGACGUUGCCCGCAGCUGCUGGGCCUAGCGCUGCUGGAGAACCGUGCUCUGCCGCCCGCUGCCUGCCGCCGCCUGAUCCACAGCCUGCUGCAGCCUUCCGGCGCGGAGGCCGGCCCCGAGCCCUACAGCCUGGCGCUCCUCGCCCGCCGGAAGGCCGCCUCCCGCCUCCUGGCACUGCCCUGCGGCCUGCCGCGGCCUCCGAAGGAGCUGGAGCCGCAGGUGCAAGCGGAGGCGCAGCUGCUGCUGAGCCGGCUGCGGGAAGAAGGGCAGGAGACCGAGCUGGCCGCGGGGCAGCUGCGCUGGCUGUCGGGUGUCCUGGAGCAGCUCCCCCAGUCCCGGGCCUUUGAGGUGGUGGCGGGGGCGCUGCUGCUGCUGAGGCAGGGGAGUGGCGCUGAGCAGGCUGGAGGCGGGGGUCGGGAUAGUAACAGCCUGGACGGAAACCAGGCGAGCGGAGCAGGAGACGAAUGUGUUGCUGGGCCCCUGCUUUCCUGGCUGCUGGGCGACGCGGGGCGGUUUUCUGCCUUCUGCCUUUUCCUCCCAGGCUCCUGUCUUGCCUCCCUGGCUGGCCACUAUUCCCAGUUCAGCAGAUCUUAUUUGGAACUCUUAACUGGCUGGGGAAGCCACUUACUCUAUGACCCCUUGCAGGGACGGUGGGUUAAAAGUUGUCUUGACAAAGCUGAAUUGUCCUGGGAGGAACUGAGGGAGCGCUUCAGCUGCCUCUGUCGGGGAUCUGCACCACUCAGGGGACAGACCCAAGCUGCUCUGAAGCUCUUGAAGGCACAAGAUGGAGACUUUAAAGCCUGUGGCUUAAGCGUGUGGACUGACUUACUGGUGGAAAUAGAGGAGUAUCUGAGGAAAGAAGCAGAACGCUAAUGUGUGAAUGCAAAAGCAAUGUGAAACCUUUUGAAAUCCAGCAAAUUUGCUUCACUAUGUUUGAUGUGAAAUCUUGUCUUGGGUUGAAAACCAAGCAUUGAUGUGACUGCUGAGGACAGUGUUUCUGACUGCAUGCGAUGUCUAUCGGGAGGCCUGGUGCUUUCUUGUAAUUACACUGUUAAUUCAGGUCACAGCAGGAAAUGUCUUCCUUUUUGGUACUUGUU